This is a messenger RNA of Thunnus maccoyii (southern bluefin tuna), 1878 nucleotides long. It is a transcript of the gene shhb, whose product is annotated as sonic hedgehog signaling molecule b. NCBI's taxonomy places the organism in Eukaryota, Metazoa, Chordata, Actinopteri, Scombriformes, Scombridae. Gene Ontology annotation, molecular function: calcium ion binding; patched binding. Gene Ontology annotation, biological process: intein-mediated protein splicing; protein autoprocessing; multicellular organism development. The coding region runs from base 1 to 1233 and encodes 410 amino acids. The record is from RefSeq and is a predicted model, not a curated record. The transcript has 3 exons.
AUGGUCCUGAUGAGAGUGAUGCUGUCGCUGUCCUUCUGCCUGCUGCUGGCGUCCGUCGGCUCGGGCUGCGGACCGGGCAGGGGAUACGGGAAACGGAGGCACCCCAAGAAGCUGACACCGCUGGCUCUGAAACAGUUCAUACCCAACGUGGCGGAGAAAACCCUUGGAGCCAGCGGCAAGUACGAAGGCAAGAUCACCCGCAACUCGGAGAGGUUCAAGGACCUGACUCCCAACUACAACCCCGAUAUUAUUUUUAAAGAUGAGGAGAACACGAACGCAGACCGGCUCAUGACACAAAGGUGUAAGGACAAACUGAACUCUUUGGCUAUUUCAGUCAUGAAUCAGUGGCCUGGGGUCAAACUCCGGGUCACAGAGGGCUGGGAUGAGGACGGCCAUCACUCUGAGGAGUCUCUGCACUACGAGGGCCGAGCAGUGGACAUCACCACCUCAGACCGGGACAAGAGCAAGUAUGGCAUGCUGUCCAGGUUGGCUGUGGAGGCUGGCUUUGACUGGGUCUACUAUGAGUCCAAAGCCCACAUCCACUGCUCUGUGAAAGCAGAAAAUUCAGUGGCAGCUAAGUCUGGAGGUUGCUUCCCGGGUUCAUCCAUGGUGAUCCUGGCAGACGGAAGGACUAAACCACUGAAGGAGCUCCAGGUGGGGGACAGGGUGCUGGCUGCUGAUCAACAAGGAAAUCUCCUACCCAGUGACUUUCUGAUGUUCAUGGACCAGGACCGACAGAUUACACGACAGUUCCAUGUCCUGGAGACCGAGGAGCCACGCCGCAAACUGACACUGACUCCUGCUCACCUUGUCUUUGUUCUGAACAACAACAGUACUGACAGCGGAGACACCAGGGCCGUGUUCGCCAGUAAUGUAAAACCAGGACAGCGGCUUCUGGUUGUUGGGAAUGACUGUCCUGGCCACCUCAUCCCCUCAACAGUGAGACAAGUUUACGUGGAGCAGCAGGAAGGCUCCUAUGCUCCUGUAACGUCUCAUGGAACCAUCAUAGUGGACCAGGUGUUGGCUUCCUGCUACGCAGUGGUUGAGGAUCAUCAGCUUGCACACUGGGUUUUUGCGCCAGUUCGACUUUGGCGUGCAUUCUUGUCACUGGUUGGGAUGGUCAAAGAGCUCAGCAGUGCGCACCAAGCUGAUGGUGUCCACUGGUACCCAGAGCUCCUCUACCACGUGGGAAGUCGGCUUCUGGACAGCAGUUCUUUUCACCCACAAAGUUGAGAUAUAUCGUAUGGUUUAAAAGACUGUACAUUCACACUGCAGUAGAAUAUCAUAUUUUGGCCUAAUCUUUUCCCAGGGUUAAACAUCAAAAUAUCAGACUUUUGUGUGUGCCUGCUACUGUAAGCCCAUAGAAGCAUGCACUCCAGAAAACAUGUAUCACUUUUAACACAUCUUCUUUGAGACAGCACACAUAUGUAUUACUUUUCAAACCAACUUUCAGUAUGUUACAGUAUAAUUCUGGUUUAUCACAAGUUAUUUUUGUAGUUUGGGUCAUUAUUCUUUUCAGCAGUUACUUCACUCACAAAAGUAACACUGUGACACUGCAAGAACAAAGUCAGACAAGGCAAGAAACAUGAGUGUUUGCCUUUGUUUUCUCUUCAAAAUAAGUUUUGCUGACCUUGGGGGUUUGUUUCCAACUUGUCUGAUUGUUCCUCAUCCCUCCUGACCUCCUUUGACUGAUGUCACCAUGUCCCCAGAUCUCAGCAAUGACUCGUGAGUACAAUGUUAUCAUUACCAAGAGAAAAGAUGGCCAAAACUGCAAAAAAUAAGACCCAGGUUGUGACUGCAUGCAGUAUUUUAAUGGUCCCAUCUGUACUGACAGGAGGGCUGCCAUGCAGGUAUGCACUUUUCUAAUUCUGAACAAUC